Malassezia restricta is the source of this 5085-nucleotide messenger RNA. RefSeq names its product DNA-directed RNA polymerase I subunit RPA1. NCBI's taxonomy places the organism in Eukaryota, Fungi, Basidiomycota, Malasseziomycetes, Malasseziales, Malasseziaceae. Gene Ontology annotation, molecular function: DNA binding; DNA-directed RNA polymerase activity. Gene Ontology annotation, biological process: DNA-templated transcription. The transcript has a single exon. Gene Ontology annotation, cellular component: RNA polymerase I complex. The record is from RefSeq and is a predicted model, not a curated record. The coding region runs from base 1 to 5085 and encodes 1694 amino acids.
AUGGACAUAACGCGUGCGAUUACGUCGCACGUCAAGUCCGCCUCAUUCUCCUUCCUGACCGCCGAGGAGGUGCGAAGCAUCUCGGUGCGUCAGGUGGUGAAUCCCGUGCUGCUUGACAAUGCUAAUGCACCGACCGAGGGCGGUUUGUACGACCCGGCCUUUGGUCCUAUGCGUCUGGAUGAUAUUUGCCAGACGUGCCAUAUGAAUCACUUUGAUUGCCCUGGACACUUCGGACAUAUUGAGCUGCCUGCGCCCGUGUUUCAUCCUCUGUUCAUGAACCAUGCAUACACACUCUUGCGUGGCACGUGUCUGUAUUGCCACCACUUUCGAAUCUCGAGCAUGGCGCUGGCCAAGUACGCGGCGCAGUUCCGCCUGCUUGAGUAUGGUCUCGUGGAUGAGGCACACAAGAUGGCGUCCGAGCAGCUGCGUGGCGUCCCAAACACCGAUGGCGACGAAGACGAGCCCCUGGCACAGGCGACACAAGCCCCAGCGGCCGAGACGGUGCCCGAGUUUGUCGAGCGCAUUUCGUCUACAGUGCGCACGAUCAUAGCACGUGCAGAGAAGCGCGGCCUGCGCCGGCAUGCCGACAAGGGCAUGGCGACGUAUGCGGCUCGUCGCGAUCUGCGCAACGUGUUCCUCAAGGAUAUUUUGCGCCGCCGCUGCGACCGAUGCAGUGCUGUGAACCCGACGCUGCGAAAAGAUGGCUUUGUGAAAAUCACCGAGCGUGACCUGUCCGCACGCGACCAUGCGAUCCACGAGGCUCGCGGCAUCAAGCGGCCGAACGUGCUGCUGGACCGGACGUCGGCACAGGCCGAAAACGCCACCGAGACCGAGUCGACCAUGACCCUCAAGGAGGCACGUAAACUAAGCAAGGAGGCCGGUGACCAUACCCGUGUGGUGCCGCCAAGCGAGUGCCGUGCGAAUCUGCGGCGUCUGUUUGCCAAGGAGCGUGAGAUUUGUGCGCUCGUGUUUGGUCGGCAUCCCAUGUUUGGCGGCAAAGCGGCGCCAAGUGCCGAUGUAUUCUUCAUGGAGGUCGUGUGUGUGACACCGACGCGCUUCCGCCCAGCAAGUGUGAUGGGCGACCAGACGUUUGAGAAUGCACAGAACGAACUGCUGACCAAGGUGCUGAAUACGACAUUCUACGUGCGUGACUGUAACGACCGUGCUCAGCUCUUUCAGCGUAAAACGAACUAUCCUGUGCUGGACGGACUGGACGACGGACAGGCCGUCGCCGUGCAGCGGCAGUGGGAGCUCGACCGGCGCGCAGCGAUGGAUGCGCUCCUCUCGGCGAUGGUGCAGCUGCAGGUCAGUGUGAACUGCUACAUCGACUCGAGCAAGAACCCGUCACCACAGCGUCAGGGCCAGGCAGCGACACCAGGCGUUAAGCAGGGUCUCGAAAAGAAAGAGGGUCUGUUCCGCAAGCACAUGAUGGGCAAGCGUGUGAACCAUGCGGCCCGCUCAGUCAUUUCGCCCGAUGUGAAUAUCGAGACGAACGAGAUUGGUGUGCCUCCUGUGUUUGCGAAGCGACUGACAUACCCCGAGCCAGUGACGGUACACAACUACGAGCUCAUGCGCCAACUGGUGAUUCACGGUCCGGACGUGUACCCUGGAGCACACGCUGUUCGAGCCGAAGACGGCACCGAGACGUUGCUCAAGAACCUGAGUGUCGAGGAGCGCACUGCGCUUGCAAACCAGCUGCUGACACCGCAGGGCCAAACGUCGCGUCAGGCGCGCGGCACGUUUGGCGGCGUCGGUGGCACGUUGCGGACGCCCGUGACAAACAAGCAAGUGCUGCGCCACCUGCGCACGGGUGAUAUUCUCGUGAUGAAUCGCCAGCCGACGCUGCACAAGCCGUCCAUGAUGGCGCAUCGUGCGCGUGUGCUGCAGGGUGAGAGGACGAUCCGCAUGCACUAUGCGAACUGCAACUCGUACAAUGCAGACUUUGACGGUGACGAGAUGAACAUGCACUUCCCGCAGAGCCAGAUGGCCCGCGCUGAAUGCUACCAUAUUGCCAACACGGACAACCAGUACCUUGUGCCGACGAGUGGCAAUCCACUGCGCGGUCUCAUCCAGGACCAUGUCGUCGGUGGUGUGUGGAUGACGUCGAAGAAUACACUGUAUACCCGCGACGAGUACCAGCAGCUCAUCUUUGGCGCACUGCGACCCGAGACCUACGGCUUUGGUGGUCGCAUCCGUACGCUCCCGCCCGCCAUCUUUCGACCCGUGCCGCGGUGGACAGGCAAGCAGGUGAUCUCGACCAUUCUGCUGAACGUGACGCCGCCGCAUGCCCAGGGCCUGAACAUGAAUGCCAAGGCACGCGUGGGCGCCAAGUACUGGGGCGAGCAGCACAAAGAAGAGGAAGUUGUCGUUGUGCGCGACGGCGAGCUCUUGACAGGUGUGCUGGACAAGUCGCAGAUCGGUGCAUCGGCGUACGGUCUUGUGCAUGCGGUGUACGAAAUCUACGGCGCCGAAACGGCAGGGCGCUUGCUGUCCAUCUUCUCCCGCCUGUUUACCAUGUGGCUGCAGCACAAUGCGUUCUCGUGUCGCAUGGAUGAUCUGCUUCUCAGUGCAGACGGAGAUGCCAAGCGGCGGGAGCUGCUCAUGGCGGGAGCACAGCAUGGUCUCGAGGCGGCGCUGGGCAACGUCGGUCUCGGUGAUGAAGACAAGCAUGCGCCUGAGACACAGUACAAUCUGCGCGUGCGUCUCGAGGAAGUGCUGCGGGACGACAACAAGCUGGCGGCCCUCGAUGCAGCGAUGAUGUCGGCGUCCAACAAGCUGACGUCCUCGGUGAUCUCGUCCUGCAUCCCAUCGGGUCUGUGGCGCGUGUUCCCAGAGAACAAUAUGCAAAUGAUGGCGGUGUCAGGUGCCAAGGGCAGUGCCGUCAACGUAUCAUCGAUCUCGUGCCUGCUCGGCCCACAGGCCCUGGAGGGACGCCGCGUACCCGUCAUGGUCAGUGGCAAGACGCUGCCAUCGUUCAAGGCGUUUGAGACGGCCGCACGUGCCGGUGGCUUCGUCGCCGGCCGCUUCUUGACAGGUAUCGCGCCCCAGGAGUACUACUUCCAUUGUAUGGCCGGUCGUGAAGGUCUGAUCGACACGGCCGUCAAGACAUCGCGCUCAGGGUACCUGCAGCGCUGCUUGAUCAAGCAUCUCGAGGGCAUUUCUGUGCAGUACGAUCAGACAGUGCGCAACAGCGACGGCUUCGUGCUCCAGUUCCACUACGGUGAAGACGCUUUGGACGUCACCAAAAGCAAAUAUCUCGAUCGCUUCGACUUUACUGUGCAAAACUUUGAAAGCUAUCGCCGUCGCUACAACCCCGUGCAGCUGGAGGCGACGAUGGAGGUCGAGAAAGCCCCUGAUCACAUGAAGCGCGCGCUGAAGAAGCCACACAAGUAUGCCCCCACCAUGUCGGUAUAUUCCCCGGCGCGACACUUUGGCUCCAUGUCAGAGACAUUUGCCCAGAAGGUGGAGGAUUAUGUGGCUAAGAAUCCACAUGGCCUCCUUGCCCGCAAGAAGAAGGAUACCACGCCUGAGGGCGUGCCAAUGCAACUCGCACGGCCCAAGCUAAGUGCUGAGGCUUUCAAAGCGAUGACCAAGGUGCUGUACCAUCGCGGCCUUGUCGAGCCUGGCGAAAAUGUCGGCCUGCUCGCCGCACAGGGCAUUGGUGAGCCAUCGACACAGAUGACUCUCAACACGUUCCACUUUGCUGGACACGGUGCCGCGAACGUGACACUUGGUAUCCCGCGUCUGCGUGAGAUUGUCAUGACGGCAUCGAAGGACAUCAAGACGCCCGUGAUGCGCCUGCCGGUGUUGGCGGGCGUCACAGACGAGCAGAUGCGCACCUUCUGCAAGGACGGCAGCCGGCUGGUGCUCAGUCAGAUCAUCGAAGAGGCUAUUGUCACCGAGCGCGUGCUGCCGAAGACAGCGGCCAACGGCUACCAGCGCCAGAAGCAGUACACAGUGCGGCUGCAGUUCUACCCGGCUGAUGAAGUGCGCGAGGAGUACAAUGCGUCGACGGAACACGUUCUGCGUGGUCUUGAGGCCACAUUUGUGCCCCUGGUUGAGCGGGAGAUUGUGCGUGAGCUCAAGCGUCUGCGACGCGAUCAGGUGCGGCAGUCGCAGUCCAUCGGCCAGGGUCAGUCGUUUAGUGAGUCAGCAGAGGAGGAGGCGCCCGCUGCGCGGCGCCGUGAGGAUGACAGCGAUGACGAAGAAAAUGUGUCCGAAGCUGGAGACGACGACGAUGCAACGGCUGCCAAGCGACGCGCAAACGCUGGUUCCAAGGUUUCUUACGACGACGACGCCGAGGAUGCGACAGAUACAGCGGACGAUAUUGCUCGGGCGUUUAACGACGAGCAAGCCGACGAAGAAGAGCAAGAGCCGGAGGAGCAAGAAGAGGCCAUGGAGACGCGCGUAUCAGACCUAGGCGAGCGGCUGCAGAACGAGAGCAAGUUCGUGGUGGGCUUCCGCUUCGACAGCGCACAGGGCUCCUGGGCCGAAUUUGAUCUGCAGAUGCUCAACAGUACGGAAAAGAUGCUGCUGAUCAAUGUGAUUGAGCGCGUGUGCCGUGCAAGUGUCGUCCAUGAGAUCCCACGUGUCAGUCGUAUUAUGAUCCCGCCCCCGACACCAGGCGACUCGUCCGUGGCGCUUAUGGCGGAGGGCAUCAACUUACGUGGCAUGUGGGACUUUGGCUUCGGCGUCAUUGAUUUGAACCGAAUGUACACAAACGAUAUCGGUGCCCUUUUGCACAAUUACGGCGUGGAAGCGGCGCGUGCUGCAAUUGUCAGCGAACUGAAGGGCAUCUUCGACACGUACGGUAUCGGUGUGUCGAUGCGCCACAUGUUCCUCAUUGCCGACUACCAGACGGCGUUUGGCGACUUUAGGCCUUUCAGCCGCGGCGGUCUGGCAGAUGCGCCGUCGCCCCUGCUCAAGGCCAGCUUCGAGAUGACGAUGGCGUUCUUGAGUGGCGCAGCUCUAUUCCAGGAGGCAGACGACCUCUCGUCGCCCUCGAGUAACAUUGUGGUCGGUCGUCCGGUGCCUACGGGUACGGGCGCUACGACGAUUCAUAUGCCUCUGACGGCAUCUGCAUAG